ACUCCAGAAAUAUUUCAAUCUCCUUGCCAUUACUAAGUUACAGAAAGUUGCUGUAUAUCAAGUGUGGAUGAUGGCGGAAGAAGAGAACACAGAGAGGCUUGGAACAGAGUUCCCUCUCGGAAGAGUGAAGAAAAUAAUGAUGCUUGACAAGGAUAUCAAGAAGGUUAGUUCAGAAGCCCUUCAUCUCAUCUCUGUCUCCUCCGAUUUAUUCCUUGGUUUCCUGGCUGAGAAAUCUGCGGAGAUCGCCGUUGAGAAGAAGAGGAAGACAGUGAAGCUGGAACACAUCAGGAUGGCCACCAAGAGGCACCGACCCACCAACGAUUUCCUCAUGGAUUCUCUACCUAUGCCUUCAAAGACCUCGAAUAAUCAUUCUUCGACGGCCCAGGCUGGAUCUGGUACUACCGCUGUCGAAAAAGAGAAGCCUCUUCCUGUGGGUACUCGUAGGAUCGACGAUUUCUUCCGCAAGUCUUCCAAUGAAACCACAAACCCGUCAGACUGAGUCAUUAAUGAUUGUCGCUGACCCUCCCCGAAUGUCAAAUUCAUCCCUAUGUAUCUCUUUCCAUGAAUUUUAAUACAAUAUAUUGUUCUUGAAAAGAAAAAAACAAGUAGAUGCAGAGUUCCUGAGCAUAACUACACACUAUCUUUGAUUUCCGGAAAGAAAAGAAGAAAAAGGAACCAAAUGCAAUUAAGAAUUUAGUUAUUAACUUUCAACAGUGAGAUAUUGGUCGUUUCGAUGCAUCCUUAACCCCUUUUCUCGAUGUGCAAUUAGCGAUAGCUUGUGUUAGAAGUUCCCCCUCCCUUCACCUCCUCAAAACCCCAUAAGAAAAGGGGGAAAGAACUAUCAGUCCCCAUCCAUGAACUACUCUCUCUUUGGAUCACUUGUUCUAGAUUCUCGCAGAUGACCUUGAAGCAUGCUAACUACAAGGGAUGAGUCUUGGCUUCAUGCUUGCAGGGUAAUUGGUAUGGUCCUAAACUCUUGUGUUGCACACUUCAGAUGCAGUGAUAAAUUGGGUGCAUUUGAGAAGGGUAGUAAUUGUUGGACAUGGAAUUUGAGGUGAGAACUUCUACUCAAACCUGUUUGGUUAGGAUGGUAGCUGCAAUUUGAGAAGCGCUAACAGAUAAAAGGUUAACCUGGGAUGCAAUGCAUAUUUUCCUCUCCCCUUAUAGUAGUCCUUUCGAAUCAAUCUGGGAUUCUGGGGUUUAUUAUUACCAUCUCUGUCAUAUUCGUCAACUAGUUUCUGCCAAUAUAUGUUAUGUUUGUUGCUCUAUAUUGUUGUUUGAUUUUCUUUCUUCAUCUAUUUGUUAUUGCAUACUUUUUAAGUAGAAUGCACUGAGUCUAUUUCCACAGUUGAUGGGUUGGAGGCUCAUUAAGGAGAAGACAAUGUCUACAUAGUCACUCCAAUAGGUGGGUUACUCAUUUGUACUUUUUGUUGAUUUGUGAUGUCAUUGGGUGAUGCUUGGUUGAGAGAUAAUCAGCUGGCUUCAGUUGAGUCUAAGGGGAUUGCUGAAAUUUUGAUGUUUUAUGAGUUGGAACUUGGAAGCAAACAUGAAGUCGCAGAAGAAAUUGGUUGACAGUUGCAACAUUUCAAGUAAUGCUUGGUUGAGAGUGCAUAGAAUGGCCAAUCAGUUGAGAUGCACCUGCCUGACCACUGUCUGAGGCAAUUUGGUUUAGAGCAACGAAUUUCAUGUGUUAUUGAAUGAAGGCCACAUAAUAUUUUAGCAGGUCUUGGUGUUGAUUCUAGUAAGAUGUUCUGGAAUGAAAUGUCCGAAUGGGCUGCCUUUAAUGAUGAUCUAGACAUUGUUGAAGGUGAGCCUGAGGCCCUGAGUUGAACCCUGGCUGCACAUCUCCACAAUGUCUUCAAUGGUACAAGCUCAAUCGUCGUGUGUGCAUUCUUUCUCCAAAUGGAGUUGAUGACACAAGACCACAUGAGAACAGGUUUAAGGAUAUGGUGAUGGAGAGGCAGACCAUCUGAUGGGUGAUAGUUAAGGAAUAAGUACUGGAUGUGUUUAUUCUGGAAAUGCUGUUCAAAUGGAGUAAAUUUGACUGAUUAUGCUUAAUAUGAACUCAAAUAUGUGGUAUUAGAUGGUUAUUUUGAUGACCAUGAGUUUAAUUGAUCUGUGCUGCAGCAAGGUUUAAUAUUCAGAAUAAUCAGCAAGCUCCAGCUGAUGACUAGUUGGCUCCUCCAAAAUAAGGAAGAAUUUGGGGAACUGGUUGAAGUGUUUCAAAAUAUUAUGGGGCUUGAGAUAACCAACCCUCUUCAACAAGAGGUCCUCAACAACAUGAGCAGCACAUGCCAGUGAUGAUAGGGUUGGUAGAUGGAGGUGGAGAUGGGGAUGAAUCCCACGAAAAUAUUUCAUAUUGGGACCCUGAUGGCUAACCUGACAGGAGGUUUGUAAGGAUGAGAAUGUACCAAAAUAAGCACCGAUUUUAGUUGGUGUGUUAUUAUUUGGAGGGCAGUAAUAAUAUGAACGGUGGCACCAGCACCUCUGCUGGAAUGGUCACUGAACAAGCUGUUGGGUUGCAAGGGGCUCACACAGCCAGUCUGUGAAAAGGGAUUGGAUCAUAUGUGACUAUGUGGGACUAAAUCUGAAUAAGAGGCCAAGUUGUUGUUAUUUGUCCCAUCAUUGUCUAGCUCCUAGGGUUGGGGUUGCUUGUCAAUUUAGCCACUGUGAAGAAGAAUGCUUUGAUCUACCUACUACAGAUCAUACUGAAGUAUGUCCAUUUGGUCUAUUUGCAGUUACCAUUAAGUUGAAGAUUGUUGGCUUAUGACAGGAUCUAUUUUUGGGUGCAUGUGGAGCAUGUUUGUUGCCAAAUGGACCAUGUUGCUGGUCUUCUUGCUUCAGCUACUUACUAAUAGAUAUUUUUCUUCUGUUUGGGUAUUCAGAAGGUAAUGUAGAAUAGGUUUUCAGCAAAUGGUUAUCAUCUCUGCCUGAUCUAUAAUAUUACAAAUGUUAAACAGAAGAUUAUUAAUUCACAAUUUGGUUCUUCA
This is a messenger RNA of Macadamia integrifolia, 2990 nucleotides long. Its product is annotated as dr1-associated corepressor homolog. The record is from RefSeq and is a predicted model, not a curated record. Gene Ontology annotation, biological process: regulation of DNA-templated transcription. Bases 68 to 499 code for a protein of 143 amino acids. Gene Ontology annotation, cellular component: nucleus. The transcript has a single exon. Lineage: Eukaryota; Viridiplantae; Streptophyta; Magnoliopsida; Proteales; Proteaceae. Gene Ontology annotation, molecular function: protein heterodimerization activity.